Bursaphelenchus xylophilus (pine wood nematode) is the source of this 2675-nucleotide messenger RNA. The record is from the annotation of a GenBank genome assembly. NCBI's taxonomy places the organism in Eukaryota, Metazoa, Nematoda, Chromadorea, Rhabditida, Aphelenchoididae.
AUGGAAGUAUCCGAACAACAACCUCUUAUAAAUGACAGCAUUAUCCUUGACGAUGAAGAAGAAAGGUUGAUUCCAGGCUCGAGUAAUGAAGGUUUGUUUUAUCUCUUAUUUAUCCUUGACCGAUGAUCGUUAUAUGACCAUGAUCACUCUCCCGUUCGACGCGGGUAACGCUGUGACGUCGCUAUCACUUGGUAGUUUAGUUUGCAGGAUUAAAAGCUUUGUUAUAUAACAAAGCGCGGUUGACAAACACUUUUGAUUCGUGUGGUUGCAUGUAAAGUAAUAUUUGAAGCGUAAUGUGCAAACACAUACUCAUUGUACUUUGAUGGGGGAAAUCAGAGAGGAAAGAGUUUGCUCCUCGAUAACGACAGUUGUUAUUUUACUGAGUGACUCAUGUUUAUUGUAGAGCUUGGUAUUUGGUUCUGUGCGGGUUUUCCCUUUCAGUCUUCAAAAUUCAGGCCGGUUCGCAUAAAUUUAGAUGAGAAAAAGGGGAAGAACUGGUCGAGCGGUGAGCGUGAUAUUAGAUAAAGGCUUGUUUGGUUGACUAGCGGGCAUUUUUUGAUUAUAUAAAUUUUUAUCUUCUUAUAAGGUUUAAUUAAAUUAGGUAAUAAGUAUAAAAUUUUCUUGUGAAGUCCACGUCCAGCCUUACAGUAAUGCUGAUUAAUUGUUGCAGCAGGCUAUUUGAUGGAUAAUGAUCUCAAGAGGACAUCAGAGGAAGAAGGGUCGGUCGAAAUAAUUCCCGAUGAAGAGACUAUCGAAUAUUUGGUGGAGAUUCCCGAUGACAUUGAACAGGUAUCAGAAAAUUGCUAAAGCUGAGGUUUCAUAUUUUCAGACUGGAUUCAGCUUUCGAAAGCUUUGGGCGUUUACUGGGCCCGGUUUCUUGAUGAGCAUUGCCUACCUCGAUCCAGGAAACAUAGAAAGCGAUCUUCAAUCGGGAGCGACGGCUCGUUAUCAGGUAAGUAAUGUUAUCUUUUAACACCCUGGUAGUUUAAAGUUGUCUUUGAGUGCCUUAUCAGUGAUUGUUUUAGUUACUAUGGGUUCUAUUGUUUGCUCACAUCCUUGGAUUUACAUUACAAUUGCUUUCCGCCCAAUUGGGAGUUUUUUCUGGUCGGCAUAUGGCAGAGAUCAGUCGAGAAUUCUAUCCAAAAGGCCCGAGAUUAUUCCUCUGGAUUAUGAUUGAGAUUGCCAUCAUUGGAAGUGACAUGCAAGAAGUAAUUGGGACCGCAGUAGCCAUUUACAUGUUGUCGUAUGGAACGAUCCCGCUUAUAGUUGGAGUUUUAAUCACGAUGGCUGACACUCUGACCUUCCUAUUUAUCGAUCACUUCGGAUUCAGAAAACUUGAGGGAUUCUUUGCCGUUUUGAUUACCGUCAUGGCAGUUACUUUUGGAUUCGAAGUGAGUUUUUAUAUUAUUCUAAAUUUUACAUUAUCUGUUUUUAAUUUUUUUAGUUCUUUACUGUUAAACCGGAUGCUCUGGAUCUGGCCAAAGGAAUGUUUAUCCCUUGGUGUUCUGGAUGUGGCCAACAAGAGUUUCUUCAGGGGAUCAGCGUGGUUGGGGCUGUUAUUAUGCCCCACAAUCUUUAUCUGCACUCGGCUCUGGUCAAAAGUAGGAGAAUCGACCGAACCAAAAAGAAGGCGGUCGAGGAGGCUAGUUACUACUAUUCUAUCGAGUCCGGGGUUGCUCUGUUCUGUUCCUUUAUCAUCAAUAUGUUCGUGGUUGGAGUUUUUGCACAUGGAUUGUAUAAUAAAACGAACAUGGAAGUUGUAAGUAACUUAAUAUUUAUUUAUUCAUUUACUAGUCAAUGUUUUCUGAGUGUCUUUCUUUAGAGAGAGUCCUGUAACAACAAAGCUGUGCUGGACCCAGAUAUUUUCCCCAUGGAUAACAAUACAGUGGAGGCGGAUCUCUACAAAGGCGGCAUCUUCCUGGAAUGCACAUUCGGAAGGUUGGCGCUGAUUGUUUGGGGUCUAGGAAUUCUUGCUUCCGGGCAAUCGUCCACUAUGACAGGCACUUAUGCCGGUCAGUUUGUGAUGGAGGGCUUCUUACACAUGAACUGGCCGAGAUGGAGAAGAGUGAUGGUAACUCGAAUGAUCGCCAUUGUCCCCACUUUGGUGGUCACUCUCUUUGCUCAAGGUGUAAGGUCUCUGACCGGAAUGAAUGAUCUUCUCAACUGUGUCCAAAUGAUCCAGUUACCCUUUGCUUUACUUCCCAUAAUCACGUUUACAGCUAACGCGAAUGUAAUGUUCGAGUAUAAAACCAGCAAGUAAGUAUCAUAUAAAAGUUGUUUAUAGUUUCAGGAAGACCCAAUAUGCUGCGUUGAUAGUGUCAAUCAUUGUAAUCGCCAUCAAUUUGUAUUUCUCGACGGAUACGAUCUUUGGUUUCUUCGGAACAUCAUGGUCAACGUAUCUUCUGAUGGCUGCCCCCAUAAUAAUAUAUGUCGUCUUUGUAAUAUAUUUGUUCUUUGUUUGCCUCCAAGUGAUGGGUAUUUGUACUCCGAGAAUAUUUGAUGUAAGUUUUCAAUGAAUCGUUUAAUCGUAGACAUUCAAAUGGCCGAUUAUAUUGUUUCAGAUCAAUUUCUUGCGAGCUCAACUCGGUCCCAUAUCAGUGAAACCCCUGUGGAAAUUGGCCCCAUCAACCUCGGACUAUGGAUCAACGACUCACUCGAAUCCCACUGUAUCUUAA